AUGGCAUCGCAGCUUAACUCACAGUACGACGAAGAGCCAAUUUCAAGCUUUGUGUUCGGCAGCCGUGGCAACCAGCAAACAUUUCGCCAUCAGUGGCAAGUGGAUGGCGAGCUGCAGGAGUGCGACACCUGCUUCAGCAGCAUCGAUGCCGAUGAGCCGCCCAGCCAACAUUGGCUGCAACAUGGCCGCCAGCAGCAACCACAGUUGAGCAAACAACAACAGGCUGUGCUCGACAUUAUCGAGGCACGACGAAUUGAAACGUUCUUCAUUUGCGACGAGAGUGCCAAGGAUGAUCUGGACAGCUUCAUGAGUGACACUUGCUCACGUGCAAUCCCCGAAUUGCUGCGAUGGAUGUUCCACAAUGGGUCACAGCGUGUGGAAUUCAAUUUGGCCUGCUAUGUGAAUGUGUUGAGUCAAGUGCACAUCUUCCAAAGCGGCUCACUCUGUGUGGAACAUCACUACGACAUCGAGGAGUGUGUGAGCGUCAUCUACGAGAUGAUCACUCAACGCAUCGAGAACUAUCUGGCCAGCAGUCACGAUGUCGGCCUCGAGGAGUGCAGCAUCACCCGACUUCGCGUACAAGUCAAGCGUAUGCGUAUCGACAAUGAAAGUGCUUGCGACUUGGAGUUGCCACUGCCACUUCAACUGCGCCACGAGUCAGCCACUGUCAGCCACAACAGCAAGACAAGCGAAGCGGAAUUGGCCAGUUUACAUGCGGCAUAUGUGAAGCAUCACCGGGAGUGCAAUGGCUAUUUCCCCUCCAACAUGCGUGUGAAUCUCUACGGGCUACAACAGUGUCAGACCACCAAGGAGCUAUAUGUGGUGCCUUAUCACAUUAGCGAAACUCUGCAGCAGCAGCCCAACAAGAACUUUCUCAUCCUCAACAAUAGCAUGGGACAGUUCCAGCGGCUCCAUGAGCUGCAGACACCCAUCGAGCAAGUCAGCAAGAGCCAGAAGAACCAAAAGCACAAUAACAACUCCCGCUCACGUCCAUUGCAAUGUCGUCGUUGUCGUGCGCAGUUCAAGUGCCGCAGUCGGUUGCAUAUUCAUCAGCAAUUGCGGUGCGGACAGGACUUUAGUGUGGACAGCAUGCAUCCUGAUAUUGUAGAGAUCUAUGAGCAGUGUCUGCCCAUUUCACGCAGCCACUUUCAGUUCAAUUGUUAUGGCAUCACGAAGCCAAAGACUGUGAUGCGAAAAGGUCAGUUUGUGCCCAUCGAGUGUGAUUGGCGCAAAAAGAGCUCCGUUCAGGUGCAGCAAGGUCCUUGCGUGAUCAUCAGCAACUCUGAGAUGGGCAGUCCUUGUAAAUUAAGUUAA
Molecule: messenger RNA, 1314 nt
Organism: Drosophila albomicans
Lineage: Eukaryota; Metazoa; Arthropoda; Insecta; Diptera; Drosophilidae
Product: protein terminus-like
Exons: 1
Coding region: 1-1314 (437 amino acids)
Source: RefSeq, a predicted model, not a curated record